Molecule: messenger RNA, 1453 nt
Organism: Leptinotarsa decemlineata (Colorado potato beetle)
Lineage: Eukaryota; Metazoa; Arthropoda; Insecta; Coleoptera; Chrysomelidae
Gene: Rab11
Product: RAS oncogene family member Rab11
Molecular function (GO): GTP binding; GTPase activity
Source: RefSeq, a predicted model, not a curated record
UUGCGCAUUUAAAAAAAUGUAAGAAUCUGACGUUUCUUGUCAAAGGGGCGUACAAAUCAUCAACAAAACAUCGCGACGCCAUUUUGUGUAUGUAAUAAAAUCAAAAACAGAAUCAAGAUUUGUACAAAUCAUCUUCGGUAUUUUUCAAACCAUAUUGGAAGUAAUGUUUCUGUGAUAAAUAGGGUGUAUUGAAUAGGACGAUAUUUUCUUUGUGAUAUGUGGUAAAGUUUCUUUGUGUUGAUUUUUUGAGGAUAUAGAACUUAAUUUAUAGAAAAAAAACCAUCCUCGAUAAAGAUGAGUACAAAGGACGAUGAAUAUGACUAUUUAUUCAAAGUGGUCCUUAUUGGAGAUUCUGGCGUAGGAAAAAGUAACUUACUAUCAAGAUUUACUAGAAAUGAAUUCAAUUUGGAGUCUAAAUCCACUAUAGGUGUUGAAUUUGCAACAAGAAGUAUACAGGUGGAUGGCAAAACCAUCAAGGCACAAAUAUGGGAUACCGCCGGUCAGGAGAGGUACCGCGCCAUCACGGCAGCCUACUAUCGAGGCGCUGUAGGCGCCCUCCUAGUCUACGACAUAGCUAAGCAUCUCACCUACGAGAACGUCGAACGUUGGUUACGUGAACUUCGAGAUCACGCCGAUCAGAACAUCGUCAUCAUGUUGGUAGGCAACAAGUCAGACCUCAGGCAUCUCAGGGCCGUGCUGACGGAUGAAGCGAAGGGUUUUGCCGAAAGGAAUGGACUAUCGUUUAUCGAAACGUCUGCUUUGGAUUCCACGAAUGUCGAUAUGGCUUUCCAGAACAUACUCACUGAGAUUUAUAGAAUCGUCUCCCAAAAACAAAUAAGAGACCCUCCCGAGGGUGAUACUAUCCGACCACAAAACGUAGAGCAAAUAGAUGUGAAACCAACAAUGAAUUCUGACGGUGUACGCAAACAGUGUUGUCAGUAAUAACCGAUUGUUAGCAAUACUAUGCAUGUUACACUAAUCAUGGGAUUUCAGCAGGUAGCGCUGCCUUGUCCAAUUCACUUCAGCUACUGUUUCCUUUUCGGUUCAUUUUAUAUAUCCUCAAACCUGUUUGAAUGCUGAAAUUGUGCUGUGACAGAGCGGAUACCAUUUUUUGCUGUGCACUUAGUAUGCUGUCGAUUUGAGUUUGUAAAUUGUUCGGUACUUUAUAUUUUUAAAAAAAUAUAUAAAUAUCUUUGACUGUUAGGGAGUUGAAAAUUUAUCUGUGCAGAAAUCUCGACACACGCACACCAUCGUUUGUCUAAUGAUUUUGCCUCCUGUGAGAUUUUUAGUAGUUGAAUUAUUUCGGACUCGUAGUUAUAUCCGUGGGAAGUGUAGAUAAAUAAACUUUCUGUUAUAGUAUAUUGUUCAGCUGGCCAUUACGGUUAUUUCAUUUGGACUUCUGGAACAAAUGCAAUAAUUGUUGUCAAAUGUAAUAUAAGCUUCUUUAUAAAAA